Molecule: messenger RNA, 1158 nt
Organism: Lodderomyces theae
Lineage: Eukaryota; Fungi; Ascomycota; Pichiomycetes; Serinales; Debaryomycetaceae
Exons: 1
Coding region: 1-1158 (385 amino acids)
Cellular component (GO): mitochondrion
Molecular function (GO): protein-containing complex binding
Source: RefSeq, a predicted model, not a curated record
AUGUUGAGAACGCAAAUAAGAGCCAUACCUAGGUUACCCACCACCCGUUGCAGGUCGUUGUACACCUCAGUAUUGGAUUCGGAUAUCAAUAUUACCAAAAAUGGCAAGGUCAAUGUAUCAGUUGGACCAGGAGGUCGUUCCUCAAGAACCGGAUACACUGCAACUGUAUUUGGUGCUACUGGGUUCUUGGGCCGUUACCUUGUGUCCAAGCUUGCUAGACACGGUACCACCACAAUCGUUCCAUACAGGGACGACUUGAAGAAGAGAUUUUUGAAAGUUGCUGGUGAUUUGGGAGUUGUCAAUUUUGUCGAGAUUGAUGCUCGUAAUUUACAAAGUAUACAAGACUCAGUUGCUCAUUCCGAUAUUGUUGUCAAUUGUAUUGGAGCUGACUACAACACUAAAAACUUUUCGAUGGCCGACAUCAAUAUUGGGUUAGCGGAGAGAAUUGCCCAGGCCACGAAAGAUGCUGGCGUUCCAAGGUAUAUCCAUGUCAGUUCCUACAAUGCUGAUCCUAAAUCUGAAUCGGUGUUUUAUGCAACAAAGGGAGUUGGUGAACAAGUAGUUAGAGACAUUAUCCCCGAUUCGACCAUUGUCAGACCAUCGCAAAUGUUUGGAAGAGAAGACAAUUUGUUGAACUAUUUGGGUCCCAAGAUCAAAAUGUGGACUCCCAACAAGAACCAAAAACAAAUUUACCCAGUCCAUGUACUUGAUGUCGCUAGAGCUUUGGAAAAAAUUGCCUAUGACGAUUCAACCGCUGGCCAAUUGUACGAAUUAUACGGACCGGAGAAGUUGUCAUACCUAGAUAUCAGACAAAUGAUUCAUGGUAUUACUGAAAACUACGCACAAGCAGGUCCAAUCAGUUACAACUUUUACGAUUACGACUUGCCAUUGCCAAUUGCCAAAUUGAUUACACAGUUGCAACAAUUGGUGUGGUGGAAGUUGGCAAACCCAGACCAAAUGCAAAGACACGUUAUAGAUCAGCAUAUAGACCCUGCAGCUAAAACAUUUGCAGAUUUGGGCUUGCAUGACCAAACUAAGUUGGCUGAUGUGUUGUUUACUUAUGUCAAACAAUGGAGACAUCCAUUGCUUGCACAAAAAGGUGGACCAAACCACAAGAAGUUGGACGAAUUGAGAAGUAUCCAGCAUUUCACUGAUUAG